Achroia grisella is the source of this 588-nucleotide messenger RNA. RefSeq names its product peptidoglycan-recognition protein LB-like (gene PGRP). Gene Ontology annotation, molecular function: zinc ion binding; N-acetylmuramoyl-L-alanine amidase activity; peptidoglycan binding. Gene Ontology annotation, biological process: innate immune response; peptidoglycan catabolic process. The record is from RefSeq and is a predicted model, not a curated record. Bases 1 to 588 code for a protein of 195 amino acids. NCBI's taxonomy places the organism in Eukaryota, Metazoa, Arthropoda, Insecta, Lepidoptera, Pyralidae. The transcript has 4 exons.
AUGGCCCUUGCUAUCUGUAUCGUGCUAUUUUCUGUGCUCAUGAGCACACUAGCUAUGCCCAGAUCCCAGGAGAGUAGUUCUUACAAUUUCCCUUUCAUAACUCGAAGUGAAUGGGGGGCGAAUCCACCAACUGGUGUCGCAGUAUUACCUACUCCUGUAACGCAUGUGGUCAUCCAUCAUAGCUAUGAGCCAGGAGUCUGUUGGACGACAGACGACUGCAAGGCUGCUAUGAGAUCUAUGCAAAAUUACCAUCAAAACGGUCAAGGAUGGGCAGAUAUUGGAUAUAAUUUUGCAGUCGGCGGCGACGGUGGUGUAUAUGAAGGUCGAGGGUGGCAGACUGUGGGAGCCCAUGCUGUUGGUUACAACAUGCUCAGUAUUGGAAUAUGUCUCAUUGGAAACUGGGUUUCGGCGUUACCACCACAAGUACAACUUGAAAACACGAGAAGGUUGAUCGCUGCAGGCGUCGAACGAGGCUUCAUCUCUCCAAACUACAGACUGAUCGGUCACCGUCAAGCUACAGCCACGGAAUGUCCAGGAGACGCUCUCUUCAGAGAAAUUUCAACGUGGAAUAAUUUUUCUACUGCUUAA